Messenger RNA from Fusarium vanettenii 77-13-4, 972 nucleotides. RefSeq lists its product as uncharacterized. The record is from RefSeq and is a predicted model, not a curated record. Lineage: Eukaryota; Fungi; Ascomycota; Sordariomycetes; Hypocreales; Nectriaceae. The transcript has 3 exons. Bases 1 to 972 code for a protein of 323 amino acids. Gene Ontology annotation, cellular component: fungal-type vacuole; plasma membrane.
AUGGCCAGCAAAAACGCCACCUCGGCGUCAUCUUUCGACGAUUGCACCGAAGUUUCUGAACUCUGCCCUAUCGAGGCUACAGCCACUGGGUCGAUACUAUCUCUCGGCGCUGCAAUAUUCUUCACCAGUUUCUUUAGCCUUUUGCUUCUUUUACAAGUCUACUUUGGAAUCAAAGCUAGAACAUGGUCCUUCAUGAUAUGGCUUGGUAUCGGGACAUCUUUAGAGAUACUCGGCCACUUGGCACGAGUCAGUCUUUCGAGAAAUCCAUGGUCUGCAAGCUCGUAUAUAGCCCAGUUAAUGACCCUCCUACUGGCUCCGACAUUCAUUGCUGCUUCGCUCUCUAUCACCUUCAAGCAUUUGGUCAUCUGGUACGGCCCACAGUGGUCUGUUCUUCGACCAUCACUUUACCCCUGGGUCUUAGUUGGGACGGAAUUCUUGACAAUCAUCAUCCAAUUCAUUGGCGCCUUUGCGCUGGCGGCCGGUGCGGCUGACCAAGGGAACAGAACGUUGAAUAUGCUGUCGAAAGUUAUGAUCCUCCUGGGGGGUGUAGCUUUCCAGGUCGUCAAUAUGGCCAUUUGUUCGGCUCUCAUGAUGAUAUAUGUAAGGCGGCGGAACGGAAAAGCAGGCAUGGGAAUAGCUUCUUCUCGGGCAGAGUCUUCGGCGACAGAGGCACGUCGGGCGCGCUUUUUUGUUUAUGCUGUUGGGAUCGCAUAUCCAGCCAUCAUCAUUCGCUGUGCGUAUCGGCAACACAUACCAUCGAUUGCGAGAGACGUUAGGCGCAAUGAGCCCUUGUUUUUGGCACUGGACGCAACAAUGACUCUUCUCGCCGUUGCCGCGGUCACCAUUUUCCACCCUUGCGUCUUCUUCCCGUUUCUGGGCCUCAACACUAAAAAGCUCGAAAGCAUGCCAGAUCAUGGGGGUUUCCAAAUGAGGGCGACAUCUGGAAGAAGCCAUCCAGAAGCUGUGAUGUAG